This is a messenger RNA of Manihot esculenta (cassava), 828 nucleotides long. RefSeq lists its product as uncharacterized. The transcript is spliced from 3 exons. The record is from RefSeq and is a predicted model, not a curated record. Lineage: Eukaryota; Viridiplantae; Streptophyta; Magnoliopsida; Malpighiales; Euphorbiaceae. Bases 112 to 531 code for a protein of 139 amino acids.
UCACCGCUUCAAAAGAAUCAAAACUCUUCCUCUCGCUAUCAUCCUCUCCAUUAUCCAACUCAGAAUAGAAUUUUCUUCGUCGGUGUUGCUACUUUCCGACGAGCCAACACCAUGGAGCAAAAGAUAGUAAUCAAGCUUUGCAUGCCUGACCACAAAUCUCGCUCCAAGGCCAUGAAAACUGCAGUUAGCUUCUCAGGGGUGGCAUCUGUUGCGCUUGCAAAGGAUGAUCAAAUGGAGGUGAAAGGAAUCGGAGUGGAUGCAACUGAGCUAAUAAAUUGUCUGAGAAAGAAAUUUGCGACUAAAACUUGCUGCCUGAAAAAGAAAAAAGGGCAUGCAACGCUGGUAACUGUAGAGGAGAUCAAGAAGCAGCAACCAACAAAACCACCUGAAAAACCUAAAGAACCACCUAAGCCAACGGUGUGUGGCCAAUGUGGGUGUUGCAUACCGUGUCCGUGCCGUCGUCCUAUGUUUGUGUGUGUGGACGAAUAUCCCGGCAGCUACUGCUCCAAAGAUCCUUGCUCAAUCAUGUGAUAAAUAUGCACAAAACAUUUUACAUAUGAUUGGUUUUGACUUUGGGUGCAGUCAUGUCCGUGCUCCAUAGGAAGCCCAUGCACGAGAGAAUAAGAGAAAUAUAAUAAUGAAGACGAUGAUAAUGAAUAAUCGCAAAUUGAAAGUGACAUGUCCAUGGUCAAUUCUCAAUGUCCGGCUGUAAAUGAUUGCAUUGUUUUUUUUUUUUUUUUCCAAGUUGUUCCAGUUCUAUUGUAAUUUAAGGAUUGAGUUUGUGGUUACAUUGUCUGUCUUAAAAAUAAUAAUAAAAAAAAAUCAUUC